Haemorhous mexicanus (house finch) is the source of this 9038-nucleotide messenger RNA. It is a transcript of the gene VIPAS39, whose product is annotated as VPS33B interacting protein, apical-basolateral polarity regulator, spe-39 homolog. The transcript has 20 exons. Gene Ontology annotation, biological process: intracellular protein transport; vacuolar transport. NCBI's taxonomy places the organism in Eukaryota, Metazoa, Chordata, Aves, Passeriformes, Fringillidae. Gene Ontology annotation, cellular component: cytoplasm. The record is from RefSeq and is a predicted model, not a curated record. Bases 137 to 1612 code for a protein of 491 amino acids.
ACUCGUAGUGCGCCAACGACUAGCGGCCGCGCCGCGCCCAGCGGGAGAACUACAUAUCCCGGCGUGCUCCGCACGCUGCUGCUCCACCCCGCCCUGCCCUGCUGUGAGGCACUGCUGUCGCGGGAGGGGCGGCGAGAUGACCAGGGUGCGGGCGGACGAGGAGGAGUACUGGCACAGCUCCAAGUUCCGGGCCUUCACGUUCGACGAUGAGGAUGACGAGCUCUCGCAGCUAAAGGAAUCCAAACGGGCAGUGAACAGCCUUCGGGAUAUUGUCGAUGAUGAUGAUGAUGACCUCGAGAGGGUCAGCUGGAGUGGAGAACCGGUGGGAAGUAUCUCCUGGUCAAUCAAAGAGACAGCCUCUGGCAGCACUAGCUCCCUGGAUGUCCGAGACUCCAGCCUUCAGAAAGGCUCUUCCUCCUAUGCUGCUCUUCCCAAACAAGCUUCUUCCUACUCCCUAAGCAGCCUGUUCAAAGGACGAAACAAACUCUCAAGUUUCCAGUCCCUUUCAGAUGCCCUCACUGACACGGGAGUUAAAAACUAUACCCCAGAGCUGCGCAGACCGAAAGCUGAGUACAAGGAUUACAGCGGUGACUGGAGCCCCAAAGAUACAGUCAGGCGAAUGCAGAGGGGCAAGGUCUGCUCUCUAGAAAGAUUUCGCUCCCUGCAGGACAAGCUGGUGCUCUUGGAUGAAGCUGUGGCAGGGCAUGAUGGGAAUGUCAUUACAGCUGUCCUGAUAUUCCUGAAACGGACGCUGAGGAGAGAGAUCUUGUUUCGGGAGCUGGAGGUGCGGCAGGUGGCCUUGUGCCAUCUGAUCCAUUUCCUCAGAGAGACGGGUGAGCAGAAGUUCCUUCUGGAUCUGCUCAGGUUCUUAGACAGGACUGAGGAAGUUGCUCUGUCUCAGUACCGGGAGCAUUUGAAUAUCCAGGAUGUAGAAAAAAGGAGGGAAUUUCUGAAAGGUUGCAUUGGGCUGCCAUUUUCAGCUGAGGAUACCUCCCACAUCCAAGACCAUUAUACCCUGUUGGAGCGACAGAUCAUCAUUGAGGCUAAUGAUCGGCACUUGGAGAUGGCUGGGCAGUCAGAGCUGUUUCGGAAAUAUCCUCGCAAGGCUUCAAUUCUCAACAUGCCACUAGUGACCACCCUCUUCUAUUCCUGUUUCUACCACUACACAGAGGCUGAGGGAAUGUUCAGCAGCCCCACCAACCUGAAGAAGACAUUUAAGAUUCCUGAUAAGCAGUAUGUGCUGACUGCCCUGGCAGCCCGUGCCAAGCUACGGGCCUGGGGUGAUGUGGAUGCCCUCCUCACCACCAAGAACUGGCUGGGUUACACCAAGAAGAAGGCACCUAUUGGCUUCCACCGGGUGGUGGAGAUCUUACAGAGGAACAAUGCUCCUGUGCAGGUGCUGCAGGAAUACGUGCGCCUGGUGGAAGAUGUGGAGACCCGGCUGAACCUCGCUACCAAAUACAAGUGCCAUGAUGUUGUCAUAGAGACCUAUCGUGAUCUAAAGGAUCGUAUCCAGCUGACAGCAUAUAAAUGCAAGGUGGAGCGGGGCUCUGCGGAAGAAGAGAAGAUAGACAGCAUUCUCAGCAACAUGCAAAUCCGGUGGAAGAACUGAACACCUGUGGAACAGCCUGUUUGGCCGUCACCUUGUCACUGAAAGAGGGAACUGCAGAACCCAGUCCAGUGCCAACAGAGCAGCUCUGUUACUACUCAUUGCAUGAUCAACGUUCGUCGGUGACAGUGGGUGCCCGUGCCCAGUGGGACCGUGGCGUUCAGGCUGGUUGAGGACAGCUACUAAACUGUAGCUGGCAAAACUAUGGUACCGAUCCAUCAGGGCUGAUUCUUUUUGGAAUCUGAUUGUAUUUGACCUGGCUGUCAGCCAGGCAUCACUUGUGUGUGUGGAGGGAAGUUGCUGGGCACAGCAAGAUGAAUGUUUGCUCUGGGUGGUGCCUGGGCUUGUUCUUGUAAGAGGAACAUAGUCACAUUUGUGAGUCUCUCCACCAGAGAGUGCUGACCAGUCCCUGUAACAGUCAAGCUGGCUUGGGCAUCACUAAUCAUGGCUGUGUCUGGAGUAAAACCUACCCUGGACCAUGUUCUCCCUGUGUGAAAGUGCUGGGAGGCAAAGGACCACUUGUUGGUUUUUUUUGGUGUGGUUUUUUUUUUUUUUUUUUUUUUGGUUUUUUUUUUUUUAAAUUCUGGCUCACUCUAGGAAAAUAAUGGUGUGAGCUCCUGCAGAAAGCCAGGACAGCAUCCUUUGCCAGUAUCUUCCUGCUAGCACUCUGCAGCAUUUGGAAGAUCCCUUUAUCAGGGAAAUACCUAGUGUAGAGGUGGUCAGAGUCCAUAUAGGUUGGAUGGAGAGCAAGCAGGAAGUUCUCUCAGUUGACACAAACCUGCUGGCCCCAGCAGCUCUUUUCUCAGAAAGUGUUAUGCCAGAAAGGAUUGAAAUGCACUUUUUCAGAAACACAACUCGUCAGGCAGCUGCUAGCUUCAUCCUUUCAGACCUCACUUCAAUUCUAUAAAUAAAGCUGUCUCUUUCUCCUUGGCCUGUUUCUUUCCUUUCCCUGCUAAGCACUUUGUCACUCUUGUGUGUUAAUCCUGAGCAAUUUAUCACCUCCCACAAAAGGAGUUGCAGGAUGUUUUUUAAUGUUCUGAAAAGCACAGUGCAUGUCACCAUGGAGUGACAUUGCUUGCAGCAGUACCUUAUUUAACAUCUUCAGUGCCAUCAGCACAGAUGAAUUAAUUUUAGAGUUUGUAGGAAAGUUUGCUGCCACAGAGGGUCACACAAACAUGAGGGUAGAUUUGGACUCCAGCUUCCCUGCUGCAAUAUGAACUGUCUUUUUUUUCUGUUGGCAUUUGGUUUUUUUUCUUAUGGAAUCAUUUGGGUUGGAAGGGACCUCUUGAUCAUCUUAGUCCACUCGUGCUUUAGCAGGAUCACAUGGAACAGGCAGACCAGGACUGUGGCUAUGUGGGUUUUCAGUAUCAUCACAGCUGGAAAUAACUCAGCUUCUCUGGGAAACCUGUUCUGAAUUUGGCAAGACUCACAGUAAAAGGUGAGUUUUGUGUCUUCAGAUGGACCAGCACAUUUCAGUUUGUUUCCAGUGCCCCUUGUCAUCACUGGGCACCACUGAAGAGAGUCUAGGUCCCUUUCUUCACUCCCUGUCAUCGCAUACUUGGACAAAUUGAUAAGACUACCCUUGAUCUAGGGCCAUUUUAGGUGAGGGAUGCUAAAAUUAAUAGUAACUAGUGUAAUACAGCUUGUAUUUUAUGUAGCUCAUACUAAUUGAGUAAACAGAUGUUGUCUGCAGGCUGCAUAUAAAGUCAUAUAACCCCAUAAACUCUUAGAUAAAACAAACAGGGAGAAUGGUGCUCCAGGGAGAUGUUUGGAAUAAAAUCCUCUUUCUAAAAAUCCCAGGGAAGAGACGAAAGAGGGUUUAUUAAAUAGCUUUUGAAAACUAGCCAGAUCCCAAGGCUCAGCUGUUUCAGCUAAAGACUUUAAAUCAGCCUGCAAGGACUGGGCCAAGCAGCUGAGUUCUUUGCAUAUUGAUUCCUUUGUGUCACUCUGCUGCUGCCCCUUGCUAUGUAAGAAUGGUGAUGGGCAGCCACCAAAGUCCCUCUGUGCAGGCAGACACUGCUACCAGUCUGGUAGCAGUGGUUUGUGUUUCACCUGCAUUUGGCAGAGCACAGGAAAUGUGUUCUGGUGCCUGGAGGUGUGCUGGUUCAGCAGCUGUGCUGUCUCUCUGAGCUUUUGAGUCCCUUUCACCUUGCUUAGUGCAAUAUCCCUGCAGAAGCAGAGCUUUACGUGCUUUUAUAACAGUGCUUAGCUGGUGGCCUGGGAGGACAUUGUGUUCCUCUGCUUCCUCCUGUCACACAUGCUGUCCAUCUGCUGUCAUUUGUCCUGUCACUGUGUACAGCCUUGACAUUCCAUCCCACCCCUCAAGAAAAAUGGACCGUGUCAUUUCAGAGCCUGGAACUGUCACCAAACUCAGGAAGAAAUUAAACUCUCUGACCCUAUCUUUGAGGUGGCAGUGAGUUCCAUUACUUCAUUCUGGCCAAGAUGUGCAGUGAAAAUCAUUCCAACUGCACAUCCUGUAUAAGACUUUUCACAUAUUUAUACAUUUAUCAAAAUCAAUUUUUGAGCAAACAAGCUUUAUGUCUUGGAUGGCCCUAUGUCAAUCUUUUUUUAUGCUGGCAGACUCAACACAUAACUCAUUCUUAACACACAAAAUAUUCAUAUACUGCAGUAAACUUAAACAAUUCCCUUAGAGUUAAAAGAACUCAAAGCAUCUGAGCAAACUCCACCAUAAAAGCUGCUAACUUAUUAACUUACAUGAGGCCCAAAAAAACUUCACAGUGCAACUUUCACCAUACAGUUUCACUACAGGAUUUACUGCACGACUAAAACCUGCAAUUUCUGGGUUUUACCACUGGAUGGAACUCGAACCCAUUGUUUCUACACAAGGGGACCCAAAACAUCGGAACAACCACGCUGUAAUUAGUGCAUUGCUGAGUGCGCUUGAAGCACCCCUGGUGCUCACCGUGCCAUCAUGGCAGAAUUGUUGUAUGACUCUAUAUGUAGCCUGUCAAGGACUACUCCUUACUCAAUUAGUAUGAGCUACAUAAAAUACAAGCUAUAUUAGACUUGUUACUAUUAAUUUUGAAAUCCCUCACCUAAAAUUGUCCUAGAUCAGAGGUUUCAAACCAAACAGAUCUGGUUGUCAGUGUGAUUCCUCCCAGCAGUGUGAGAUGAGAAUUUCUCUUCACAUCUCUUUGCACACUGGUAAUUGAUACUUGAUUUUUGUUCAUCCUGCAAGGAAAAUAAAAUUCCAUUAAUAGAUGGUGGUCAUUUUUUUAUACAGGCCUGAACGGCAUCAUGUGGCAGAAUCUGCCUCACCAGAAGGCACUGAAACUAAGCAAUGACCUCAGCUUUCUUGAAUGCUGCCUCAUCUGUGCAGAGCAAAAACCUUCCUGCCCAGCUUCUUUGUGUGUGAGAGUUUUGUCAGCAAAGAUUUUGCCUCUUCAAUUACUCAAGAGGAGAAAGACAGUUGAAUGCUGAGGUACUUCUUGUCACUGCUUUGCAACUUGCCUGGUCUCACAUAAAGCAUGGGCUGCCUUGUUGGGUUGGAAAGUGCUGAACUCCGUGUUGUCCUUAGGACCACACCUCUGCCCCAGGAAUUGCCUUAGGUGAUGUAUUAGCAACAGAAGACCUGGACUGAGUUAUUUUGUCCCUAGAUCCUACUUAUCAGGGUUGUCUGAAGCAACUGAUCAAGACUAGGGCAUUGGAUGCAAAAAAAAAAAAUUCCUAUUGGAAUAUCUAGAGAGGACAGUUCUUGGGGGUAAUGACCUUAUGACAGUUCAUGAACUGGGCUACUGAGGAUGUUAAGACAGGAAGACAGGAAGGCUGCUUGAGGGAAAGGAUUCCUGCUUUGCAGGACUAUUCUAGAGCCAUUAUGUAACAUUUUAUAUUCAAGUCUCUGAGUCUGAUGGUUUCUCAAAGACCCAAGAAGGAGUCUUGUAGUCAGACACUGAAGAAAACCACUGUUUCCUACAUUAUUAGCAAGCUGCUUUGGACAGUUGUUGCCAGUAAAUAUUUCCACUUGUUUUCCCUUCCCAGAACCUUCCCCUGGUUUGACCUGACAGCAGUGUCACUGAGAAAGUCUCUCUUUAGCCAGCUGCUACAAAAGAGAGAGCUUGCUAGUGCCAUCUGAUGCCUGGUGCUCUACUGUACCAGGCACCCUCUGGAGACUGUCCUACAAGGUAGUGUGGGCUGCUCAGCACCAAGACAUCUCUCACUUCAGUUGUAGUGGAGCCUAGCGUGAUACCAGAUGACAAGUCUCCAUUGUCCACAGCUGCUUCCAACAGUUUUUCAGAAAUUCCAGAGGAAAAUGCUGGGUAAGAUUCUAAAUCUUCACAAACCUUAAUGAAGCUCAUGAGGAAUGCUUUGCUGAGAUCUCAUCCCAGCCCUUUCAUGGGACUAAGCAGUGCAAGAACCAUCACUGUUAACUCUCAGACUCUAUUCCAGCCAAUAACAUUAUGCACACAUUUUCUUCUGUGAGUUUCAGUCUUUACACUGCUCAGCAAACGUGCUUAUCCCUGGUUGCCUGAGUUUUUUGUUUUGGGUUUUUUUUUUUUGUCUGAAUUUGCUUAUUACAUAGUUUUCUUGUUCAGUUUCACUGAACUGCUUCAGUUUCACUGUGUUUCUAUUGCAGCUUCAAUACAGAACUGAAUUACAAAACCAAAUUACAGUUAUUUUGUAGUGGCUGCAGCUUUGGUGUAAAAAACUAAACAGGAUCAGGCCCAGUCUUUUUUUAUUUUUUUUUUUUUUUAUUCCCCAUGAGGGAUCUUGAGAAAGCCAUUGAAUCCUGAGAACAUACUAAUGAUUUAUUCAGGAGUGCUCUGUUGAGCCAGGCCUUCAUCAGCACUUCUCCUUCCUUGCUGGUGAUAAUGCACCCCACCCUCACCACCACAGACUAUAUAUGUCCUUCAGGGGAAAAAGCAGGUAACGGGAUACUCUGUCCAAAUCCACCCAGGACAAAGCAAUUUUUAUUCCCUAAAUUCUCUAGUUCAGUAUUCUUUUGUACUUUCUGCCACCAUCUCUCAUGUAUUACAGUACUGUUUACCAUGAUAAAACACUGCCUGUCUGGUUUUGCCUCACAGGAAAUAAUUUCUGUGGCCAAGGAUUAGUUAUGCAUGUUGCACCUAGACCCCUUGCUUAAUUAUGAUUGCUGAGAGCAGCUGUCGCCACACCUGUACACCAGUUAUUGUAUAUGCCAUUUAUCUUACAUCUGGGUUUCAAAGCAAGCCCAGUCUGCAGACACUGAAGCCUGGGAGAAAUCUAUUCACUUGAGCAUCUGGGAAGUUCUUAUCAAUUACUUGUGCCUUAAAUAUGUCUAUGAUUGUUUUUCUGGUAUUUUUAAAUCAACUGUGAAGCAGAAGUGAAAGACAGACAAUGGUACAGCCUGAUCUACAACCCCCACUUCACUUAGUUCCUGUAAGCAAAUGAAGUAUUGUGGAAAAGAGAUCAUGUGGGAAUGGGUUUGUUGUAAUAAAAUGUCUAAGAGUUGCAGUGGCAGUGCAGUGCAGAAUUUUUUGUAAUUGUGAAAAGGUGGAACUGUACCUCCUUGAACAAUCUGCAAGGUAAUAAGGGUACAGUCUGCUGUGGCUGCUGGGCUUCUUACAAAGGCAAAAGUGUAGUAUGAGUCUAAUUCUGCCUCUGCAUGUCCUGUGAUGCAGGGAGAGCAUCCACUCCCACCAUGGUCUGGGAUCCUUGCCAAGAAGGAGCUGUAGUAUAGGGCUCCAGUCCUGCUUUUUGGAUAAAUUGUGAGAAAGUGAGGGCAUCUGCUUUCUCUCCUGUUGGUGCCUUUCUCUCUAGGAAGAGACCCAUAUUGUCUCUGUAUGGGAGGACAAUGGAUCUGCUGAAGAGAGGCUCCUCAAUCCCCAGCAGCUCUCGCACAUGUCGUGAAAUUUCCUGAAAUACAAGAUGAAACACCAGAAAUUCUCAUUUCUUUAACCAAUACAAUAGGGCAACAGCUAAAAUUAUCCAUUCCAUGUCAGAGCAGCAGAAAAAAGAAGUGAUAUUCUGAAUUUUGGUACAGUUUCAUGCUUGAAAUUGCAACAUAAGGGAGAUCUGAGUCCGUAAGCUCCAUGUGGCACUGUUAAAGCAGUGCAUAUCACCUUCUCUCCAGAUUUACUAUCAGGGAUGGCAUCACAUCUGGUUUCUUAGUGGCAUAAAUAUAGCUCUGCUUUCAUCCUUGCACUUCAAGGACAAACAAGUUACAGAUAAAUGAACUGUGGUCUCUUCUGCUUAAUGCAAAAUCAUUGCUGUUUGUUAAAUUAUAAUGCAAAUUACAAUCUAUGCAAAAUUGUAAAAAAUAAUUGUGAAAAAUCAAAUUGUUCAUUUAGAAAAUGAGUGUAUGGUUGUCUGAGAUGGCUGGACCUGGAACUGUGAGUGAGCAGAACCUUACCAUUGUUUUUGAAGCAACUUCUGAGAAUUUAACUAUCUAAUUUGAGUGAAGCUUCAAAAUACAAUUUGCAAGGUUUUACUGAACUUUCACAGUAUUUGCUCAAAACCCUCCCCCAACUUUAGCUUGACUCUGAAUACUUUUUGUGAUAACAAAAGAACACCAGACUCUUAUCUUGAGUGCUUUUGAUAUUUAAAAUACCAGUACAGUGGGAUUAAAACCAGCGGUAAUGUCCGUGCUGCAUAGCCUCCACAUAAUUAGCUGUGUGGUUCUCUACCAAACUGCCAUUUCCCCUAAACAGCAAACAGUUUCCAUCUCACUGAGCUGAUGCUAUCACUCUUAUUUCUAUAGUAACUGUAUCAGUUUCAACUGCUCACAGCCUUUUGUUUGUAUUUCUUGUUGGGAAAUUGCGGUUUUAACUUUUCACCUGCCCUAGUAGACACUUCCUGAAAGCCCCAAAGGGCCCCAUCCUGCAGAGCUCUGCAUGCUUGGAUUCUGCAGAAUAAAGUUCUUUAAAACACAAAUAACUGGCAGGAUAGCGCAUGACCUUUGAGAGCGUCUAGGUUCCACUGAAGUCUGUGAGCUGUUCCCAAUUUACCUGCAAGCUUUGGAAAACUCUACUGAGACAGUCUCACUUCCAAGCUUGUGGCAGGGUCCUGGCUGUCUAUUGCUUAUCUGGAGGAAUUUCAGUUCCAGCAAGAGGAAGAAUGGGUCACAGUUGAUAUGUCUAACCCAUGGCCUAGUAUUACUCAGCAGCGGAACUAACACACUACAUCAUCCCUAUAUCCCAAUACAAGGGUGAGGCUAACAAAGCAUAUAAAAUUCUUCCACUUUUGGAAAGCACAAAUGUCCGCAGUCUCUAUCUGCUUGUGCCAGAAAUAUUCAUGAAAGUUUGAUGUCUGAAAAACUUAGAGUUAAAUUGAUGCCUUUCUGUCAAAACAACAGGCAAAGUCAUGGCACUAGUUAAUGUUUUUGGUGGCAUAUUUCGUUUCAAACAAACCGUUAAGAUUGUGCAUCCGGACAGAAAUGUGGUGAAAUUGCAUUUUGGUAUUGUAGAAUAAAAUAAACAGUGUUGAUACUCUA